Daucus carota subsp. sativus is the source of this 1416-nucleotide messenger RNA. Its product is annotated as signal peptide peptidase. Bases 210 to 1253 code for a protein of 347 amino acids. Gene Ontology annotation, biological process: membrane protein proteolysis. The record is from RefSeq and is a predicted model, not a curated record. Gene Ontology annotation, molecular function: aspartic endopeptidase activity, intramembrane cleaving. Gene Ontology annotation, cellular component: cytoplasmic side of endoplasmic reticulum membrane; lumenal side of endoplasmic reticulum membrane; membrane. Lineage: Eukaryota; Viridiplantae; Streptophyta; Magnoliopsida; Apiales; Apiaceae. The transcript has 12 exons.
ACCUCGUGGGACGUGUCUUGACUCUCAUCUAACUCUCUCUUGUUUAAAACCCCCUUAUCGCUAUCGGCGAUUUUGUAAUCUCUCUCGUCGACGAUCUCUCCUCUCUCCUUCAUCAACCGGAGAGAUUUUCAGAUAGUGUUGCUGUGGAGGAAGUGUGGUGUGAUUGGAAAGGAAACGGUUUGCUGCGGUUGGUGAUUGGAGAUAGCGAAAUGAAGAAUCAUGAACGAGCUGCGAAUCUUGCUCUUUUAGGUUUAACUCUUGCGCCACUAAUUAUGAAGGUGGACCCAAAUUUAAAUGUUAUUUUGACUGCAUCUCUCACGGUUUACGUGGGAUGCUACCGUUCUGUCAAACCAACACCACCUACAGAGACCAUGUCUAAAGAACAUGCCAUGCGGUUCCCAUUGGUUGGGAGUGCAAUGUUGUUGUCUUUAUUCUUGCUUUUCAAAUUCUUCUCAAAAGACCUGGUCAAUGCUGUUUUGACUGGCUACUUUUUUAUACUUGGAAUAGUCGCUCUUUCGGCAACACUAUUACCUUCAAUUGCAAGGUUUUUGCCUAAGCAUUGGAAUGAAGAUGUUAUAAAGUGGAGGUUUCCUUAUUUCUCAUCUUUGGAGGUUGAGUUCACAAGGUCUCAAGUGAUUGCAGCGAUCCCUGGAACGUUUUUCUGUGCAUGGUACGUUUCAAAGAAGCACUGGUUGGCUAACAAUUUCCUGGGCCUCGCGUUCUGCAUUCAGGGAAUUGAGAUGCUCUCACUGGGCUCUUUCAAGACUGGUGCUAUUCUUUUGGGUGGGCUUUUUUUCUAUGAUAUCUUUUGGGUUUUUUUCACCCCGGUGAUGGUCAGUGUCGCCAAAUCUUUUGAUGCUCCUAUAAAGCUUUUGUUUCCAACAGCAGAUGCCGCACGUCCUUUUUCUAUGCUUGGGCUUGGAGACAUUGUGAUUCCAGGCAUCUUUGUGGCACUGGCAUUGCGAUUUGAUGUGGCUAGAGCGAAAGAGAGCCAGUAUUUCAAAAGUGCUUUUCUUGGAUAUGCAGUAGGCUUGGUCCUUACUAUCAUUGUCAUGAACUGGUUUCAAGCAGCUCAGCCCGCUCUUCUAUAUAUUGUACCUUGUGUUGUCGGAUUUUUGGCUUUUCAUUGCAUUUGGAACGGGGAAGUUAAACAGUUACUGGCGUUUGACGAGUCCAAACAUUCUGAUUCUCAAGAUAAUGAUGAUUCUCAAGAUAAAGAUGAUGACCCUAAAGUGAGCAAAAAAGAUGAUUAAGUUGAAAUCUUAUACAACGGAACACACAUUUUGACUUGUAGUUACAAACUAUAGUUCAUAUUUAUAUGUACCCAGAUGGUUUUAGCUUGUAACUAACAUAGUCAAAAUUCUUGUAAGAAUUCCGGGUUAAGAUGUUCAAUAAGAAAAUAGAUUUCAGGAGGCA